Molecule: messenger RNA, 1637 nt
Organism: Saccostrea cuccullata (small rock oyster)
Lineage: Eukaryota; Metazoa; Mollusca; Bivalvia; Ostreida; Ostreidae
Product: deoxyribonuclease-2-alpha-like
Exons: 11
Coding region: 79-1371 (430 amino acids)
Biological process (GO): apoptotic DNA fragmentation
Molecular function (GO): deoxyribonuclease II activity
Source: RefSeq, a predicted model, not a curated record
UAUAUAAACCUUAUUGAAAUAGAGAGACUAAAUAAACUGCAUAAUACGCAUCAAAUAAAUAUACCUAUCAGAAAGACCAUGUUGUCUUUAAAAUGUUUGCUGGCGUAUUGGAUAUUGUUGUUCUUUGUUUUCCGCUGCAUUGUUCCUAGUUUAGGCGUCAGUUGUAAGGGGUUUGGGCACCACAAUCCUCCCGAUGAUUGGUUUGUUCUGUACAAACUUCCCAGGAAAAUAAAUGAUGAGAAUAGACUUGUUCAGAAGGGAAACGCCUUUAUUUACAUGACCUCAAAUCAGCAGAAGUGGGCGUUUUCUGAAAUUGGAAUUGAUGAAAAAUACACACCAAUAUACAAUACACUCCAACAAAUAUAUGAUCGGCCUAAUAACUCAGGGUUAGACUUUGGAAUGUAUAAUGACCAACCUCCAAAUACGGAAAGAGUUGCAACCAUAGCAGGACAAACGAAAGGUGCGUUUGCUUUUGAUGAACUUGGAGGCUUUUGGAUGAUUACAAGUACUCCUCGUUUCCCGAUGCCCCACAAUUCAAAAAACACUUAUGUUUUUCCAGAGAGGUUUUUGGAGAGCAGUCAAAUAAUCUUCUGUCUAUCACUGGACAAGGAUCAGAAACAAACAUUGAAGAAUUCAAUCUUUCGAGUGACAAUACCGUAUAACUAUAGUGGUGUUUGGGAUAUCCCCGAAAGAACUCCACCCUCAUCAGAUAUAAUGAUUGAAAAUGUGGGAACGGGAUACAUUUACUUUACAAAGCAUAGAAGAACUGAAAAAGAUGUUUUUGAGUUCGCCAGGCGUAGAUUAAGUCGCAGGGAAAUGACGGUUCAUACGACACCUAGAACUUCAGCUGAGUUAAAAAAUAAUCGAAUGCGUCAAGUAAGACUGCUAACGUUCAUGCUGCCACUGCCAAAUCCUCAUGUAUUACAAUGGAUGUCUUCAUCUGACAGCUCAAAGUGGGCGGUGACAAAGGAUUUCAUAUGCAUUGGAGAUCUUAACAGAAAUGAGCAACAAUUAAGCCGAGGAGGGGGACUCCUUUGUAUGAGGAACCACGAAGUUGCAGCCCAGUUCGAAUCUCUGGUAGCAUGUUCUUCUGUACUGAAUGAAGAUGUUUCGUAUGUAGGUUACGUGGUUGAAGCUGUAGCAGAUAUGUUCGUAUGUUGUUUCUGGUCAUACAACUACUAUGAAGAUAGAGUGUUCUGUUGGAUAAUUACAACAACGAUUGUUAUCAUCUGUUCGGUAAUAAUACUAAAACGUCAAAGACAGGCUAGCAAGAACAAGAACGAAAAAACCGAAAAUCUAAUCCCAGAGCCAGAAACAAAUACUCAAAUCAAUGAACAAAACAAAAAUCCAGAAGCACAACAAAAGCAAUGAUCAAAACACCGAAGUAACAAACAACCCCCCCCCCCAAAAAAAAAAAAAUCAAUGUUCGGAAGCUUCAUUAUUCUUUGGAGUCUCGAAAGUUCUGCACCGGAUUGAUCACAAAUAAAACAUUUAUAUAGAAAAGAUAAAAUAAUACAUGUAUGUAAAUUCUUCUAUUGUAAAAUUCUGUCUAUUAAUUUAGGAUAUCCACGUGUUUUAAUCUUUAUAUAUUGUAUCUUGAUAGAUCUUGGACCCAAAGUCUGCCUUUUUGUGUUCUU